AUUUAGUUUGUUCAUAAAAGAAACAUUUAUUGAAUUUUCCAAUGACAUUGCAUCGCACCUUAAAAAAUUCUAAAUUCCAUUGCUCUCUCGUUGACCCAAAGAAGAGUUUCCUUCGUUUAGUUUCCUUUAUCGGCCAAAACACGGCGCACGCGCUUUCAUUCGGAAAAAAAGUCUUAUCUUCUCUUAAAAAAAAUAGUCUCCUUUCGUCUUCAGCUUCUUCCGGGUUUUCUGAUAACUCUGCUUCGAAAUCUGUAAAUCUCGGAUUCAGAUCGAAACUUCGAUUCCACCAUCUUCUGCGUCCUUCCUGCUCAGCUCUUCGACCUACUUGUUUGUUGUCUUCUCGGUUUUUUUUUUUCUCACUCUUUCGAUGAAAGAGAACCGGAGAUCCACUAGAUCGAUGUUAAAAAUGCGUUCUCUCGUCGCUUUUGUGGUCAUUCUUAGCUUUGGUCCGUGCUUUUCUCUUAAGGAAGAAGGUGUAGAUUUCCAGAAAAGUGAGGAUAAAUUGGAAAAGGAUCUAUGGUCAGAUGAAGAUUCAGCGAUUUUGAAAGCUGUUGUAUUUCACAGGAAAACACUUGUCCGUAAUAACCAACUCACGUACAACGAUCUGGCUUCGAUAAAAAAACACCGCCGUGCGGCUGCGGCGGUAGCCGCCACGCCACGAUCAUCAUCACCGAGACCUUCUCCAAAAGCUGUUUCAACAGUUCCAGUUCCGGAGCCACGGAAGAAAUCAUCUACACAAGAUGUUUCUCCUUCACCUCCUCCAUCUGUGCCUCUCGCAAACUCUCCCACUCCAAGAAGAUCUGGCUCUUCUUCGGUGGCUGUUCCUCUAGUGAUUGGCUGCAUAGGCGGUGCUGCUCUGCUUCUCCUCGUAGCGAGCGGCGUGUUCUACCUCAGAAAUAAAGCAGGAGAAACCGUGAAUCCUUGGCGUACAGGUCUUAGUGGACAACUUCAGAAAGUGUUUGUAACUGGUGUCCCCACUCUCAAAAGAUCCGAGAUUGAAGCUGCAUGUGAAGAUUUCAGUAACGUCAUUGGAUCGUGCCCCAUUGGGAAACUGUUCAAAGGAACACUCUCAAGUGGAGUGGAGAUAGCUGUUGCUUCCAUUGAUACUACUUCUGCUAAAGACUGGAAGGACAAUACAGAAAUGCACUUCAGAAAGAAGAUUGAUAUGCUAUCCAAGAUGAACCACAAGAAUUUCGUUAACCUUCUUGGCUACUGUGAAGAGAAUGAGCCUUUCACCAGGAUCUUGAUCUUUGAGUAUGCUCCAAACGGGUCACUCUUUGAGCAUUUACACUAUAAAGAAUCAGAACAUCUGGACUGGGGAAUGCGGUUAAGAAUCGCGAUGGGCUUAGCAUAUUGCCUUGACCACAUGCACCAACUCAAUCCACCAAUAGCUCACACCAAUCUCGUCUCGUCAUCUCUUCAGCUCACAGAGGAUUACGCUGUCAAAGCAGCAGAUUUCAGUUUCGGUCCAUCCGAGACAGAGAUCUCAGCGUUCAACCCUGAAGACAACGUUUACAGCUUCGGUUUACUGUUGUUCGAGAUGAUAACCGGAAAACUCCCGGAAGAUAGCGUCUUGGUUGAUUUCGUAAGAGGAGAGAGUCUAGGCAAGAUGGUAGAUCCAACACUGGAAUCUCACGAUGAGAAGAUCGAGAAUAUAGGCGAAGUGAUCAAGUCAUGCGUCAGGACAGACCCGAAGGAGAGACCUACGAUGCGAGAGGUCACGGGAUGGUUAAGAGAGAUCACGGGAGUAUCACCUAGCGAUGCUACACCGAAACUAUCACCUCUUUGGUGGGCAGAACUGGAGGUUUUGUCCACGGCAUGAGAGAGAGAGAGAGAGAGACAUUCACCAACAAAAAUGUAAAGUAUUUUGAAGAUGUGUGAAGUUUUGUGAGUGUCCUUUUGUUAGUUAAUCAGGAAAUACAAGCUGAAGUUGUUUGUUGCUUUAUCUUCAAGUUAAGUAAAUCCUAUAAACAUGUAUAGAUAGAUUAGUGUAUAUAUAUCGGAAAAAAAUCUUGUGAAAACUUUAUUACUCUUGCUCUAGAUGAAUGUGUAUAUUUGUUCUUUUUUUAAAAAGUCUCCUGGAAGAUUUUGUACCAAAAUGGUAGAGAAGGA
Molecule: messenger RNA, 2112 nt
Organism: Thlaspi arvense
Lineage: Eukaryota; Viridiplantae; Streptophyta; Magnoliopsida; Brassicales; Brassicaceae
Source: the annotation of a GenBank genome assembly